Mangifera indica (mango) is the source of this 4449-nucleotide messenger RNA. RefSeq names its product auxilin-like protein 1. NCBI's taxonomy places the organism in Eukaryota, Viridiplantae, Streptophyta, Magnoliopsida, Sapindales, Anacardiaceae. The record is from RefSeq and is a predicted model, not a curated record. The coding region runs from base 221 to 4222 and encodes 1333 amino acids. Gene Ontology annotation, molecular function: clathrin binding. The transcript is spliced from 9 exons. Gene Ontology annotation, cellular component: cytoplasm; vesicle; intracellular membrane-bounded organelle. Gene Ontology annotation, biological process: clathrin coat disassembly; clathrin-dependent endocytosis.
UGUUUUUUGUUUUUUUUUCGAGCCAAGCUCCUACCCUAGUCCUACCGGCUUUGGCGGUCAUCCUUUCUCUGUGAGCUAGUCUGUCAUCGGCGAUCUUUUUGGGACAAGCGUCAACGUAGACAAAUCGCCGAUUUAGUCACCACCUACCGGAGGAGCACAUAAAGAGAGAAGAAGGGGAAGAUUAAGAAAAUCAGAUUGAAAAAAUAAAAAUAAAACAGAAAUGGAGUAUCAGAAAGUCUCCUCUCCGAUUUUGUCCAAGAAACUUGCGAAUAGCUUUAGCUUUAGUGGACAGAGUGUAUACGACGGCGUUUUUAGCGGUCAAAGAAAGGAUGUUUCGCCUGUUGAAGAAGAUUACGGUGAGAUAUUUGGUGGCUCUGGUGGAUGUUCGAUUCCUAUUCUUGAUGUUCCGGAGUUGAACGAGAGAAAGAUUUCGGUUGAUGUUAACAGCUCGAAACUUGAUUAUUCAAAGAUAUUCGGUGGCUUUGGAGAGUUUAAUUUGGGCAUCUCUCAUGAGGAACUUCAUGUGAAACCAAAGAACAGAGACAGCUGCAUCGAAGAGGCGAGGACACCAGCUGAAAGAGGAGCACAUAGUUCUAACUUUUCAGUAGAAAAUCAAGUAUUGUCACAAGAAGCCACUCAUGAGUCAUUAGAUGGUGUGAAACAGUCAAAAGUGUUUUACCAUAAAACCCAGGAAGGAGGAAGGAAUGGGAUAACCGGGACAAAAAACUUAGCUCAGUGUCAUGAUGUUCCAGGUCAUACUCAUUUAAUUGAUGAAGUUGCUCCCUCACAGAUGAAUGGAGGUGAUAAGCCAUUAUUAUCAGUACCAAAUAACACUUCCCAUAAUAGUAGUUUCAGUGGGGAGAUAGUGAGAGGCAAAUCUGGCAGGAAAGUUGUGUCAACCUGCUCACCUGGGGGUGCUAGAGAGCAGGUUUCUGGAGAUGGUGCUAAAUCUAAAUAUAAAUCGAAUAGGAGUAGAUCCUAUUCAAUUGAUAUGCCACUUGAUGCUUAUGAAAUUGACCUUAGGAAACAUUCUUCAAAAGUAUCACUGUCUUCAACCUGUCCACUUACUGGUUAUAAUAAAGGUGAUUCAAAGGUACCAAUGACUUCAAAGUCUGGGUUUUCUGAUAGUCAUUCUUCUGAAGAUGCUGCAGAUAUUUGUUCACCAACUUAUUUUGAUGAGGAAGUAGAUGUAAAUUCAGUUGCCGCUUCCUCUGCAGCUGCUGUGAAAAAAGCAAUCGAGGAGGCUCAAGCUAGGAUAAGAAUUGCAAAAGAAAUAAUGCAAAGAAAGAAGGAGGGUCUUCAAAACCAUGUGAAGCUGAGACCUAACAAUGUCUCAAAGACAAAGAAGAAAAGAGAAAGUACAACCAUAGAUAAAGCAAACAAAUCCAGAGAAGAGGAAUGGGAGAAAUGUAAAGUUGAUAUUCAAGUGCCAGUUGCUGGGGUAGGAACACAAAAUGCAAAAUCAAGCCAAGUGGCACUGGACUUCACAGAAAGGGAUAACCUAAGUUAUGCCAAGGGAGCUUCUGAUGAAACACAUGAACAUGAAAACAAAGUAACUCCAGUGGGUCAUGAGUGGGAAGAAGUAAAUGAUAGGAUUGAAUCAGUAAAUGAAUAUGAACUGAAAGAGAAAAGCUCUACUAUCAAUAACUUUGAGAAGCCAGAAGAAAAUGGUGAGAAAUUAGAAGUUUCUGAAGAGACUUAUAAACAGGAAGAAAUUGAGAGGAAGCUGAAUAUAGUGGAAGAGGCUUGUGAGAUGAAAGAAUGUGCUGACAAACCAAAGUUGGGUGAGGUUCAUGAUCGGGAAGAAGAUAGAAAGAAAUUACAGGCUGCUGGGCUGGCGGAAGAAAUGGAGGCGAUGUUUAAAGAAUCCCAUGAAGAAGAAGCUUCUGAAAUGAAACUGAGUAGGUUUCAGGAACCAACAGCAAAUGAGAAGAAUCUAGAAAUGCAAGAAUCUAAUUACGAUGAAUGUAUGAAGAUGAGGACACUAAAUGCCGAGAGGGAGUGGUUGGAAACUGAACAGAAACAACAAGAGAUAUCUAAACAAGAACAAAGUGAUGCUCGAUCUGAAGAUUUUCCUGAAAAGGAAGAGGAUGAUGCUGGAUCAAAAGAGAUUUUCAAUCAUAAAGAAAAUGGAAAAGAAGAGGAAAAAGCAGCUUGUGACCAGGUAGAAUUUGACAAGCAACAAAAAGAAGCUGUUACUGCUGAAGGAAAUGUAGGAAAAAGAGAUGUCCACUGUGGAGAAGAGGCUGAAAAGGUAUAUGAUAUAGCUGAGGAUCUGGAAAAGAUUGAGGUGACGAUAUAUGAUGUUCAUGAUGGCAAAAAAUGCGAGGAAAAAUCAGACAAGGAUGGUGAAGUAGUGAAAGAAAAUAUUAUAGAGGCAGAAGAAAAUGGGAAGUUACUGAAAGAGACGUAUGAAAUCAUAGAUAUGAUGAGACAGAAAGAGGGUUGUGAAUGCACAGAAUCUGGACAAAUGCAAGCAGGGAUUGAUCAGAAAGCAGCAGAUGAGAAGAUGAAAGCAACUCAAGAGGCUCUUAACCACUGUAAGAAUAAUUUUGAGGCAGUUAUUAAUGUAUGUGAGCAGGAAGAAAUUGGGAUUUUAAGGGAUACCCUGGGACCCUCUGGUCAUGAAGAAAAUGAUGUAUCUCUGAAGAUACCCAGACAUGAAGAAAAUGGGGAGGUAAUGGAAGUUUCUCCAGCUUCUUCUGAGUGCAAAGGUAUGGAAACAGAAUCAAAUUCUGCUGAAGUGGUGAAUGAACUGGAGACAAAAGAGGUUUCUGAAGUUGAAAUAGCUGGAUUGGAACAGAGUGUCCUUGAACACAAAGAGACUAAGAAGCAAGUAAAUGAUACAACCGCAGCUGUUGCUUUCAAUUGCAAUAGGGUAAAUGAAGGAAACACUGAUAUGGAUGUACCACAAAAGCUAAAUUAUCCACAUGGAGAGGCAUCUGUGACUGUGACUGUGACUGUCUGUAAUGGUGAAAAGCAUGUUGAAGAAUUGCCUUGUGAAUCAGAAGACAUCUUUGAGGAUGCUGAGGAAGUUGCUGUUGCAAUUGAACAGGAAGAAGAAGAGGGUGACUUUCAAUUUUCCAGUGAGAGUUGGGUUGACAGUGAGAUGAAUACGGAUGGCAGUAGGCCACCUAGUAUCUUUCAAGCAGAAGAGGAAAUGGCAGAGAUAUCUAAUGGUAUCAAGACAAGCCAGAACACAGAAAGAAAUGAAGAGACUUAUUCUAAAAUCCCAGAAGCCGAAUGUUCUAUGCAGAAAGAAGGGGAAAUAGAGAAGGAGAAUAUGAGAAAAAUAGAUCAAAUAAAAGAGAGGGAAAGGGAAAAGGAGAAGGAGAGAAUAGCUGUAGAAAGAGCAGUCCGUGAAGCUCGUGAACGGGCCUUGACUGAAGCCCGAGAAAGGGCAGAAAGAGCUGCUGUUGAGAGAGCAAAUGCAGAAGCACGUCGAAGGGUAAUGGCAGAAGCCCGAGGAAGGUCGGAGAAGGCUUCUGCAGAGGCAAAUGACAAGACUUCUAUGGAAGCCAGACUUAAAGCUGAGCGUGCUGCGGUAGAGAGAGCAACUGCAGAGGCCAGAGCACGUGCCCUAGAAAAAGUAAUGUCUGAGAAGGCUGCUGCAGUGGCAAGAAAUCAAGCUGUAAAAUCCUCUGGUGCUUCCAGAGACAAUGGGAUAAAACAGAACUUCACCUCCAACGAUUCACAAUAUAGAAGCUCAGGUCCUACCAGAAGUUCAGGACAUCUUACUUCAUCUCAUAAUAGUGUUCCUCAGUCUAACGAUAAUUUUGUUGGAGUUAAUGGUGAAUCAAUUCAGAAGGAUAAAGCUAGUCUGGAGAGGGAUAAACGGACAGCAGAGCGUGCAGCCAAAGCUCUUGCAGAGAAGAAUAUGCGUGACCUUCUUGCAAAGAAAGAGCAAGCAGAGAGAAAUAGAUUAGCGGAAGCUCUAGAUGCUAAUAUCAAAAGGUGGUCAAGCGGGAAGGCUGGAAACCUGCGUGCACUACUUUCAACUCUGCAAUAUAUCCUUGGGCCUGAUAGUGGCUGGCAGCCAAUUCCUCUUACAGAUCUUGUAGCAGCUGCUGCUGUAAAGAAAGCUUAUAGAAAGGCCACCCUUAUUGUCCAUCCGGAUAAGUUACAGCAGCGAGGUGCAAGCACACAGCAAAAGUACACAUGUGAGAAGGUUUUUGAUCUUCUAAAGGAUGCUUGGAACAAAUUCAGCGCUGAGGAACGCUAGACAAUCGUCUGUCUUUCAAUGGAGUGUAGUCGGAAGUACACAAUUCAUGAUUAUGACAAGCCGUUACAAAUAGGAAACAAAUUUUAUCCAUUGUUUUUCUGAUAGUCAUUUGUAACGUGGUAAACAAUUGUACUUUGACAAUGCAUUUUCUGCGGUCCCAAGUAUAUAUUAUGUAAUUGCAGCCUGGUAUAACUAGUUGGAAACAAGCUUUAGCCAUUCUUUUUAUA